UGGGAACAUAUACUCGCCGCUCCCCUUUUUCCUCUACAUUCAUCCAUUAGUUCCCUGCUAGCUUCCAAUUCCACGUUUCUGGAACGACAAGCAGCAUCGGUAGCAGAAUACAUAGACACGUCACGCCCCACACCCUUCUUCAUGCUCACCCAAGAAGAUCUGGUCGUGUCUAACAUGGCAGGCCAAACCCAUCUCCACCGCUCUAGCUGGAAGGCGGAUGCUAUCAGGAAAGGUCACCUCAAGAUCAGCGGUCCUAUCCCCAUCACCGAAGACGUGCCACUCAACGAAGAUGAAGAGAAGGAAUUCGCCAAGAAGCAGAAGCUCGAGGAUCCCCCGUCGCCCCGACUCGAUGCAAAUGUCCCUCAGACGCCCGAUCCGGUUCACAAUCACCAGCAUGAAUUGGCUUCCCUGCAACCUUCGCCCAACCUCCCAGACAGUCAUGCAAUUCCUCUUCAAGAACCCGUCCAUCCCGAGGGAAAUGACCAAGCUCCGCCAACUCAAGAGCAUCCUCAACCUCAACCUCCACCUCAUGUUCAGUCUGAGGCUCCAUCUCAACCACCACCGGUAGAAGAGCAGCAGCAGCAAACAUCGCCUCCACCGCAACAAAGUCAACCUGCAUCCAACAUGCAAGGAGAGCCGGAUGAUUCACAUCGCAGGAGCGCCACUUACCCAGUCAUGUACAGCACUCCCAGCCCUUAUCCCUCUGCACCUGAUGGCUCUCUCAAAUCAACCCCCAAGAAAAAACGCAAGAGCGGCUUGAGAAAUGUUUUCCGUAAAAUGUUCGGACGGAAAGACCGAGAGGAGGCCUUGGAUGAGGAUGACGGAGCAAGGAUAACGCCAACUAAAUCACGUGGACACAACCACACCACCAGCGACCCGGGGAUUUUGCAAUCUUCUCCACCCAGGAACUCACCUCUGCGCAGUCAGCGCAUUUCCGAGUUAUCCGUCAGUGAGCCCCAACCCAUCAAGCCUAUAGGCCAACAUCUUCCUUUCCCUAUGAACGUGAAUGCUCCGCAAGAGACGAGUCCUACGCAUCAGUACCUCACUUUUGAAGGAGCUCCUCCGGAACUCGGCCGCCGAAGAGCCACUCUUCCAACCUUACUGGCAGGUGCAGAGACACAGAGCCUGAAGGAUAGGGUACAGCAUCUGGAAGUCUGGCACGAACGCCCCGAGAGCGAACAUGUUGCAAAUGCGGAAAUUGGUAUCGCUCUCUCCGGCCCGCCACAUGCAGACGCGGUGAAUUCCCUCCAGUCGAAGCGCAGGUCCCGAAGUGCAGGCGCCCUUCGAGAUUUGGCCAAAAGCGCCGCGUCAGACGAGAGAAGACGGAGUGCUGAAAUCCGAUUUUGGCGGAGCAGCUUUGCUUCUGGGAGCGUCCGUAGUGACCAGAUGCAGCGGCCGCAGACAGCACAGACCGUUGACACGGUGUUAUCAACCAAUAUCAAAGAAACGGUAGAAUCGGAGUCGCAUGCACCCCCUAUUGUUGAUCUCGCGCCAGUGAUAUCUCAGCCCGAAGUACCCCGACAGAGCCAGGAAGAUCAGAGUCGGAUCGAACUGCCGGUCGAAGCCUUCAAUUUUGGUGACCUCAAGUCCGGGUUUUCCGAUGAUGAAGAAUCGAUACGACCACCAGCCGUCACUCACUCGCGCUCUCAUUCUCCUUCUCAAGCCAAGCCCGAGAGGCGUCUCUCGAUCGAGGACCGUAUCAAGCACCUAGAAGAGGGCAUGCGCACGUUGGAAGGCUCUGUCCACCGCAUGUCUGGGCGCAGCAACAGGCAAACCAUAGUCCUGGAAAAUGCGCCCAAAGGACGACGAGGCUCGCGAAACAGAAGCUCCAGUGGCGCCAGCGAUCGUCAAGAAAGCCACCAUUCCUCCUCCACCCGAAGUCGCUCGGGAAGCAGAACGACGCGACUUCGAACCAGCGACAGUGAUCUGCAGCAACACGCCGCAUCCGCCUCUCCCGCGCCCGUCGCCCCCUUAUCCGCUGUCACCGAGGAUGUAUCCUCGGCGACGCUCCAAAGUCCACAGCCAGGAGCCCCAAUAGACUCCCAGCCCACAGCCUCCCAAUACAACGCCCUCCUUGCCCACCUUAACAGCUUACAACUCACCCUCACCCACGAGCGUCAAUCCCGCAAAGCACUCGAAACCCAAAUCAUCACCCUCCAGCGCGAAGUCUCGGAUCUGCACAGCCUCAUCAACCGACUUGUGCACUGGUCCCCAAACUACCCCACUCCUAGUCCAGAUGCUCUCGUAGAGGUUGGCGCGAGCGAAGAGCGCAUGGCGACGCCCAAAGCAAAGCCCAGCAUCCGUGGGAGGAACCCGCGGAUUCUCCAAAGCGGUGGCGGCAUCUCGGGCCCGGGGUACGGCGGCCACUUGACGAAUAGCAGCAGUAGGAACAGUAGCAAGGAGGAUGUCCUUGCAAGUCCCGGGGAGCCGGAAAUAUGGGCGACGCCUCUGGAAGGCCGGUUUGCGCUUACGAGUGGGGGUAUUGGGAAGAGGAGUGAGGAAUGAGACAGAUGGGACAUUUUGAUUCCGUUCUUUAUUCAUCUUCUGGCAUUUUUUCUUGCUUACGGCCAGGGGCCACUAUAGAAAAACGGUAAAAGGGCGGCUGAAUGUUUGUUGAUUUUGGAAUCUCGUUUGGGUGGAAAACGUUCUCUUGUUGUUUCGUUGUUGCCUUCUUUUUCUUUUUCUCCCCAUUUUU
Periconia digitata is the source of this 2695-nucleotide messenger RNA. The record is from the annotation of a GenBank genome assembly. NCBI's taxonomy places the organism in Eukaryota, Fungi, Ascomycota, Dothideomycetes, Pleosporales, Periconiaceae.